Molecule: messenger RNA, 2590 nt
Organism: Cephus cinctus (wheat stem sawfly)
Lineage: Eukaryota; Metazoa; Arthropoda; Insecta; Hymenoptera; Cephidae
Product: putative aminopeptidase W07G4.4
Exons: 8
Coding region: 640-2229 (529 amino acids)
Biological process (GO): proteolysis
Cellular component (GO): cytoplasm
Molecular function (GO): metalloaminopeptidase activity; manganese ion binding
Source: RefSeq, a predicted model, not a curated record
CACCGUCAGAUGUACAUACAAGCAUGUGCUCUGGUUCGAGGUUGUUACGUCGCGCGUCGUUUUCCCACUCACAGUGGUGUAGAAUGAAAAGCGGAUCGUCAUAGAGUGUACGUGUGUAAAUACAUGAGGUAGAGUAGGAUAAGAGCAAAAUCAAGGGGAAAGACAAAAGGAAAGAUGAGUUUGUUAGAAAAGUGCUGAAAUGUGUUGAAAAACAUUUGAGAUUUCAGAAACCGAUCGAGUGGCAGACAGAAAUCGUAACUGAGCAGGAAGCGAUGUUGAGUCGGUAAACACCGGCAGAGCGCGCGGCAGUAUCAUUCUCAACUACGUUCGUCAUCUGAACAGCCAUGGUUCCAGGUUGCAUCGCGCCAUCCCUCGCAUUCCUCGCUCAGAAAACCGGACGAUUGCCGCUCAUUGUUCUUCGACCAACACCAUAGACUGCUGCUCCGCAAAGGUUCUCAGGAAAUUGCCGACUAGCUUGUAACACGCCAGUGCGUUCUUAGUGAAAUCAACAGAACGCGCUUCUUGUCAUUUCUUCGAAAGUUUGUUUCAUCUUAGUGACAAGGGAACGUGAAUCCAUGUACGCGUAAAAAGCGUGUUUACCUCCGUUGACGUUUGCUUCAGUUUUACGUCAAAUUCACAAUGGCCGUGGAAUCGAGAUGGAUGCCUUGUCAGUUGAAAAUCGAAGCCAAUCUAUGCAGCGCCGACUACGAUGGGAUCAUCCUCGUAUCUGGAAGUGCACCCGGAUUCGAUGAACCAGAACCCUUCAAAACGGUUCUAUAUGCUGCUGCACAAAUCGACUCCGCUUUGGGGACGAUUGGAGCUGUUCUCCCUAUUAAUCUACCAGCAAAAAGGCUUGUUUAUAGUCCAACGGGUCCCCUCAAUAUGGAUUAUCACGAUGUUCGAAGCUUUGGGGAAGCAGCGACCAAAGGAAUCCAAAGAGCUCUGAAGGCAGGUGUACGUUGCCCGCUGUUGGCACUUUUACCGGAUGUCCGUUUUGAGAAUGUCGAACUGGUAACACUUCUAGGUGCACUCGAAGGGCUUUACGUGCCAUUGGAGGUGAGAGAAAUUGGUCCUGAGAAAUGCUACAAGGCGUGCCAACUUGGUGUCUGGAGUCCAAUUUGCAAUAAGAAACUUCAGGGAGUCGUAAAACUGGCGUCUGCCUUGGAAAGCGGUAGAUAUGUCGCCAGAGAUAUUGGAGGAGCCGACCCUGAACGAAUGGCGCCUCCGCGCGUCGAGGAAUACAUUGCUCAACUAUUCUGCGGAUCAAAUGUCAUGAUGCAAGUGGUGAACGACCAGGAUACCUUGUUACAAGAGUAUCCGCUCUUUGCAAGUGUAAAUCGUGCAGCUUCCGUAAUUCCACGUCAUGCUGGUCGUAUAAUUUUCUUGACCUACGAACCUGCGAAUCCUGCUUGCGUUCUCGAGACUGUGAUGUUAGUCGGUAAGGGUGUGACCUAUGACACGGGUGGUGCGGAUAUUAAGUUUGGUGGAAGUAUGUCCGGCAUGUCCAGGGAUAAGUGUGGCGCAGCUGCCUGCGUUGGAUUUAUGCAGGUGGUUAAUCUUCUGCAACCGCCAACCGUAAAGGUCGUCGCGACACUUUGCGUCGUUCGAAAUAGCGUCGGCGAGAAUGCCUAUGUCGCUGACGAAGUAAUAACAGCGAAAUCCGGUGCCAGAGUGCGCGUGGCUAAUACCGAUGCCGAAGGGAGAAUGGCAAUGGCCGACGCACUAUAUCACAUGAAGGAGAUGGCUCUGUGCUCUGUCAAUCCGCACAUCUUCACCAUAGCCACUCUGACGGGACAUGCAGUCCUUAGCGCCGGUCAAGGAUAUUCGAUUGCCAUGGAUAACGCCGUUGCCAGACUGGUCAGUAACGCCGAAAAGCUUCAGGCUUCUGGCGAGGUCCUGGCUGAUCCUUUCGAAAUAUCCAGGAUCCGCCGAGAAGACUUUCGGUUUCACGAGGGUCAAGCCGAAGGUGACGAUAUCCUGCAGGCUGGCAGAGGUGCCAGCACGAAGAUUAACAGAGGUCAUCAGGGUCCGGCAGCAUUUCUCAUUAAGGCCUCCGGUCUUGAUAAGCAUGGAGUAGGCUCAGGAAAACCUAUAAAAUAUUGCCACUUGGACGUGGGAGGGAGCGCUGGUGAUUUGCCGGAUCAGCCUACCGGUGCUCCUAUCCUGGCACUCGCCAAUCGAUUUCUAAUUAAGAAUCCUACCGAUAAGGUCCAGGAGCAGCAAAAAUAAUGUUGGAGUGGCAAAAACUCCAAAAUCGAUAUCCCCUUUUUUGUUUCCAGCUCUCCUGAACCCUGAUCACCCUCAGCCAGUAGCUUCUCUACCCCCCUAUCCUACACAGGACUACUCGCAAUCAGUAUAAGUCGCAAAUUUAAUUGCGUUUGAAAUGAGUAACCCAGUAGAACUUGUACAGUUUUUUACAGCUAUUCACAGAGAACCAUCUAACUUUAAACUGUUUUCUCUAUUUCCUUUACAAUGUCUUUCAUGUGGCCUACUAAUUUUACUGGCCGCUCCUACGUAAAUUAUUGUGAUAUAACAAUUGAGUCCUAAUGGACUGUAAUAAAUAGGAUACUUACUUUCUACGUAUAAUUAA